AUGGGUUACAAUAUCAAACAAAAGAUAGAAAUAUGCCUAAAGGCAGAGUCCAAUCCAUCUAUGACCCAGGGAGAACUAGCGCAGUGGGCCAUGGAGCAGUACGGUUCUGAGAAGGCACCUUCACAAACGACCAUUUCUCGAAUACUUUCAUCCAAAAAUGAACUCAUUGCUUCAAAAUCCGCAGACUUCCUGUUGGUGAGACGACGGAAGCAGCUGAACCCGUUGCUUCGUCGUAUCUUGACUGAGUGGAUCACUCAAGCUCUAUGGGUUGGCAUCCCAAUAACGACUCCCAUAAUCCAGCUGACUGCACAUGCUAUAUGGACAAGGUUACCCAUGGACGAAAAAGAUGGAAACGGUGUGUUCAGCCAAAAAUGGUGCAAUCACUUCAUCAAGAAACUAAACGCUAACCUAAGAGGUGACGACUUUGACAGUAUGAAAAAUCCAGGGAAUUAUCCAUUGAACAAAGUUUGGAAGUUAGACGAGAAGUUAGACUUGAAAGACUAUCUAAAGCAGUUGAUUGAGAUGGAAAAUUACGCCCCUCAGGACAUUUUCACUUUGGAUGAAUUUCAAAUAUUCUACUCAUUACCCUUGGACCAGAUAUUUGACGUAUCUAGCAUCGAUAAGGGAUUGAGGCAGUCAUCCAGUUCCACCGAGAAUCUGGUGACAAUUAUGUUGGGUACGAAUAUAGAUGGGCUGGAAAAAUUGACUCCAUUGAUAGUGGGGAAGUACGAUACAUUUGACGUUGCUGAGAGCUCACAGCUUCCAUUGACCAAGCUAAAUGAACAUCAACACCAUGAAAAUGGAAAUGGAUCUGGAUCCAAUAAUGCCAGUAAUGGCAGCAGCGGCACUACUCACAACAAUACAAAUACUCUCAUGAACAAAUUGACAGACGUCUACAAUCUUUACUAUAAGUCGAACUCGAACAAAUGGAUCACGUCUAGUAUGUUUCAGAACUACUUACUUACUUUGGAACAUAAACUUGCAAGCCACUCACCAGGCAGGAAGAUUGUCAUAUUGCUAGAUGAUUCCUCGUCACAUCGGAUAAUCAACUUAAAAUUUAGUAACAUAAAAUUGUGCUAUCUUAAGAAUGAGUCUAAUCAUAAGAAUUCAUCCAACUCUAGUCUUUUCAAUGGUGUGAAGUUCGACUAUAUACCCAUGAGUUUUGGAAUAAUCGAAGAGUUUAAGAUAUUGUAUAGACUACAGCAAUAUCUAGAAAUGAUAAAUAUCCAAAGGAAUAUGGCCAAGAGAAAUGAGAGAGGAGAAAUUGGAAGUGGUGAUAGUAAAGAUGGCCUUGAUACCAAAAGUAACUCCCCUAUAACAUCGUCAUCUAUCUCGCAAUAUAAACCUGAUCCCUCCCCCACAUCAACAUUAAGUGAAGCCGAUUAUGAUAUCCCAUUUAUUAGAGUUAUCGAAUGGAUAAAGAGAUCAUGGGACAGUAUUUCGAGUGAACUCAUCUUUCUUUCAUGGAAAAAAACACACUUGAUAAACUUUACUACGCAGCCUUGGCCAUCAAGUGAUCCCAUGGUCACCAUGAGAGCGAAAGAAUCGCUAGGACCAAUGUUGGAGAAAGCAUCAGUUUAUAAUUUCAGUAGAAGUUAUGAGAAAUUGAACGAAAUUAUGGGAUAUUUAAACGUUGUCAUUCCCUGGAAAAUCGAUGAAUUGUUAGGAUUGGUGAAUGAAAGAGGAAAGGUGACAUUAAGUUAUGUUAGUAUUGAAGAGAUUAUUGGUAGUUGUCUACUGGAAUCAUCCGACAAGGACAAAGAAGGUGGAAGUAGCAAUGCUCCAGCACAAACAGGAACUUUGUCUGCAACAACGACAAAUUUAACUUCAGCACCUGAAUUGGCUGUAACGACAGCACUGGAAGCUAUAGCGGAGCCCAAUGGACUAAUUUCAGACUGGAACUCCUCAGUUGAUCCUCAAUUUGACAUGCAAUAUGAAUAUUCAAAUGCUUCAAAUUCAUUGAAUAUCAAUUCCCUUUUAGCAGCUGCAGCAUCACUUCCUCAAAAUUCUGUGGACCCUUUUACCAAGGCAAAUGGUAACAACACUCCCAACAAUUUGUUCAAUAACAGUCUUGUUGCACCUUUAUCGCCCAUGCCUGCCAUGACUUCAAUUCACACUCCUGGUGUUACAGCAUCGAAUUCAACAAGCGGGAACUUCUCGCAAUUAAACUAUGGAGCUGGUAAUGGCAGCAAUAAUGCUCCAUACUGGCAGUCGUCAGAAAAGAGGAGAAAGGUAUACCCACCUCAAAAAUCGGAUCCUUUGUCGACCCCCUACGAAUUUAGAUCUCCAGUAAAGAUUCCUCCAAUGUUCAAUACAAAAGCUCCUUCGGAGGUUCCUACAGAAAACUUAAAUGGGAACUCUAAUGUCUCAAAGGAUAUCCAAUUGAUGAACUCGUUAACGAAGCUUCUCGAUGAAGGCGAGGGGCUUCAACUUUCCAGUACUACACUAGCAGAGCUUCGAGCCAAUCUUCACGCAGUGAAAGCUCGUUGCAGUGAAAAGUCGUAG
This is a messenger RNA of Dujonia railenensis, 2505 nucleotides long. The record is from the annotation of a GenBank genome assembly. Lineage: Eukaryota; Fungi; Ascomycota; Pichiomycetes; Serinales; Debaryomycetaceae.